GGACUUCCCAGUGUCACGCCAAAUGAUGUCCGUCACAAAGUAGUGUAUACAUUUCUGUAAAUCUACUCUUUCGUCUUUUUGUUCUACAACCUGUAUUGUGAAUACUUGUCAUGGACUGUUCGGAGCAGAAAGACACAGAAGCGACGGCGCCUUCAGUUAUCGAGCGAUAUUACACGCGAUGGUUCAGAGCCGAUAUGAAGGGGAAACCGUGUGAGGACCACUGCAUCCUGCAGCAUUCAAACAGACUAUGUGUUGUCACGUUAGCGGAGACUCACCCAAUCCUUCAGAAUGGACGGGCAAUCAAAAGCAUCAAUUACCAGAUCAGCAAUUGCUGCAGUCGGCUGAACAACAAAGUGUCUGGGAAGUCUAAGCGGGGGGGUCAGUUCCUUACUGAUUUCGCACCUCUGUGCAGGAUAACAUGCACGGAUGAAACUGAAUACACAAUCUACAGCUGCAUCCGGGGCCGUCUUCUGGAGGUCAAUGAGAGUAUUUUAGAAACACCUACUCUCCUGCUGGAAAAGCCGUCCACUGAAGGAUACAUUGCCGUCAUCUUGCCAAAGUUUGAGGAGAGCAAGACCAUAACGGAGAACCUUCUGAGCAGAGAGGAGUUCGAGAGCGUUGUCUCCAAACGUGCUGUUGCCCAACCUCAACCAUCAUGACCGAGCGCCACGUUCCUGCCUUAUUUGCGUCAAAAGUAUUCUGACUCUCAUCAGGUUGGGUUAAGACUGAGGACGUUAUCCUUGAGAGUGACACUUGAGUGAGGUCACUUCAAAGAGACUAUUGCAUAUUUCUGUACGUUGUUUCAGGAAGCACCCUGCGUUCAAGUUCUUCAUUUGUUUUUUCUAAUUUGAAAUAGAGGAAAGCAUGAUGAUUUACUUGAAGUCUGUCUGUUUAAUAUCCCCAACUAAUCCGUUUGAAUUAUUUUUCUAGAAUGUCAAUAAAUAUAACCAACAGGGAUUUAAGAAAAAUAGUUUAUUUUGUUUGUGUCACUUUUAUUAACCUUUCAAUUGCCAAAAGAAUAGAUGGUCCAAAACUAGAUCUACGAUUUCUUCACAUCUGUAGCGCAACUACAAUACCCAGCAUCCUUAGCUGCUCUCACACUGUACAGAGCAUCUCUAAAGCUUAAUGUAUGUUAUUCAUCUUAGUCAUCACACCGCACAUCUAGUACCAAAGUAAUUACCUUAGGAUACAUACUGUAUAUAUAUAUUUAUUUAUAGCUAUGCUUCAAGUACCAUAUUAUAGAUACCAUAUACCAUUUACAUAUUGGCCUGUAAGGCAGCUUCACAAUGAUAGUCUUCAUAACAAGUACACUUCAAGGCUCCAUUUGACACCGGUGCCAGUUCAGAAUUAUGUUUCAGUUCUUUUGUUAAAAAAAGAUGUCUGUAUAACUACACACUAUGAUUUAAUAACAGGACAGCAUAAAGAAAGGUCCCGACAACCCAAAAGCAUCCGAGUGAUAAACUUUUAUUUUUAUCACCUGACUUUUUGGAGAAACCGGGCCCAUCCAGUGAUGUAAACUGGAGGUGUAAGAGCUUUAUAUUUCACACUAGUAGCAAGCUGAAGAUCAUAGCUUAUUAAUGAGCACAAUCAUAUUUGGCAUUAAAUUGUGAUUUUGUUACUAACAUGGCUAACAUUCCAUAGCAAACUGUAUGGAAAGUAGUCAUUAAACAUAUGGUGUGGUUGACUUUUUAAAUACUUAUUUAUCCAAGUGAGAUGAAUAGAAUGCCAGGACACAGUGUACCACUAUAUCUAAUAUUACAGAGAAAGUGUUAACAUUACAAGCCUAUGACACGACCACAAAAGACUCAAACA
Messenger RNA from Anarrhichthys ocellatus (wolf-eel), 1812 nucleotides. RefSeq names its product actin binding transcription modulator (gene abitram). Gene Ontology annotation, cellular component: dendrite; nucleus; filopodium tip. Gene Ontology annotation, molecular function: actin filament binding; actin monomer binding. Lineage: Eukaryota; Metazoa; Chordata; Actinopteri; Perciformes; Anarhichadidae. Bases 111 to 659 code for a protein of 182 amino acids. The record is from RefSeq and is a predicted model, not a curated record. Gene Ontology annotation, biological process: regulation of actin filament polymerization; regulation of filopodium assembly; dendrite morphogenesis. The transcript has 6 exons.